UUGCUGGCGAUCUCAUGACCGCGGUGAACGAUGAAGCAUGGGACGAGUGGGAAGACGACGUCGCCGUGUCGUCCCCACAACCUCCUGGUGAUUCUACUCUGCAAGGCCAUGAAGCGAAGGCGCAGGCGCAUGCAAUCACGUCAGAUUCACCUUCAUCCGAUGCCGGGGAGUGGGGUUUCGAUCUGUCCGAGCUCGAGCAGGAAAUGUCGAAUCUUCCGGCCUCCUACGCGCCGCCCUUCAGCGCGCCUGACACCUCAAUAAGCAGUGAAGAGACACUCUUAUCGAUGCUUGACGGUCUGCCUACCGCCCUACAAGCGGGCGGCGAGCGAAUGCGAACGCUUGAGGCGCUAGCGCUAGUCGCACGGCUGCACGUUGUUUCCGCACGUGGCAGCUUCACCCAACUGCAGAGCGAUGAGCAGACGACUCACGAACAAUUGGAAACUAUUAAACAGGAGCUACAUCAAUUGUCCGGGGAAUGGGGGCACAAGAAGCUGCUGGAAACGAUAUUAACGGCCUCAGAGCGCCAACAACUCGAGGAGAUGACGGGGCUGCUGCACCACGCCUUAAGCAUCGAAAAUGAGGACCUGACGCUGUUCCAGGAGGUCAUUGAGCAGCUCUUCGAUGGCUUAAAGGAGAAGCAACUGGUGAUAUCCACGAAUUGGCUAAAGGAGAAUGCUGAGAGUGGGGAGACCGGGACGGAGUCUGUGAGCUACGUGAACCAGAUUCUGGCCGUCUGCAGUGACGAACCGGGCAACACAAGCCGCAUACCGACACUAUCAGAAGCUGAGAUCUUCCAGGAUGCCAAGGAUAUUGGACGUGAUGAGUUGCUGAUCAAUGGGGAGCGAGUGGAAGGCACAAGAGGAUACGACGCGGUCGUGGACGCUCUGCAGCAUGAGUUGGAGCUGGUGUUGGCACGUCAAGUUGGCAAAACGCCGGAGCAGACGCCCAUGGCUGUGAGCAAUGCUUUACAGUCAGUCGCAAUGGCAGUACUGCAUGCGAGCAACCGAACGGAGUCCGGUGGAAGUUCCUACGAACUUCUGGCUAAGUUUCUGAGUAACCACGAGAUGAAUCGAGUGCUGCUUCGACCGGCUUCAGCACGUGCUUCCCCGCUUGAAGUUCAGAUGGACGUCGGGCCGUAUUUGGAGACCGUACCUGGCUCAAAAGAACCGACGUGGGCCUUUGGUCUGCGUGUGAAGCUCACAGCGGUGACGUGGUAUCUAGUCUGCGAUGCAGAAGACCCGACGAACGAGCUGUACGAGAUCGAAACCACGUUCUGCAACCGUCUCGCGUUCCCAGUCGGUCUUACGCCAUUCCAUCCGCUCGACACCAUGCGUAAAGACCGCGGAGACGUUACUCUUCGCUUGGUGUUGCCAAACUAAGUAAGAUAAAGGGAAAGUUGUUGAUAAACUCACUCGGCCAAACUCUCGAUUACUUAAGGUCAAAAUCUCCGAGGGAAAAGCUAUCAACAUGUCGUUCAAAUUCACAAAGCGCUGUCGCCCUCUAUGGUGCUUAUUCGCAGCGCCACUCACUCCAUCUACAAGAUGCACACGCCGUCGCCGUUGGGCGUGAUCAUGACGAUACUGGAGUACCGCGUGCCCAACGGGUCGUUGUACACGCUGUCCUCUGACGGGCGAGCGCCGUCCGCCGUGGUGGCAGAGCUGCGUGCACCGUCAGGACCUGUGGCCUCCGUGUCGUUGUUCUGCUUCUUCACGU
This is a messenger RNA of Phytophthora nicotianae INRA-310, 1713 nucleotides long. RefSeq lists its product as hypothetical. NCBI's taxonomy places the organism in Eukaryota, Oomycota, Peronosporomycetes, Peronosporales, Peronosporaceae. The coding region runs from base 15 to 1379 and encodes 454 amino acids. The record is from RefSeq and is a predicted model, not a curated record. The transcript has a single exon.